Molecule: messenger RNA, 2362 nt
Organism: Phasianus colchicus (ring-necked pheasant)
Lineage: Eukaryota; Metazoa; Chordata; Aves; Galliformes; Phasianidae
Gene: NIT2
Product: nitrilase family member 2
Biological process (GO): L-glutamine metabolic process; oxaloacetate metabolic process
Cellular component (GO): mitochondrion
Molecular function (GO): omega-amidase activity
Source: RefSeq, a predicted model, not a curated record
GACUACAUUUCCCAGCAGCCCUUGCGCGGCCCCGGGCGCAUGCGUUCGGCCGGCCGGGGCCGUGCGCGGAGAUGCAGGCGGCGCGCGGAGCCAUGGCCAACUUCCGCCUGGCACUGAUUCAGCUUCAUGUAUCUGCUGUUAAAUCGGAUAACCUUCAGCGAGCCUGUGGGCUGAUAAGGGAAGCGUCAGCCAAGGGAGCAAAAGUUGUGGCUCUGCCUGAAUGCUUUAAUUCUCCAUAUGGAACCCAAUACUUUAAGGAAUAUGCAGAGAAGAUCCCUGGAGAAUCCACACAGAAGCUCUCAGAAGUUGCAAAGGAGUGCAGCAUAUAUCUCGUUGGAGGAUCCAUUCCAGAAGAGGAUGGUGGAAAGCUGUAUAAUACUUGUACUGUCUUUGGUCCUGAUGGUGCUAUAUUGGCAAAACACAGGAAGAUUCAUUUGUUUGACAUUAAUGUUCCUGGGAAGAUACAGUUCAAGGAGUCUGAAACACUGAGUCCAGGGGAUAGUUUCUCCAUGUUUGAUACUCCGUACUGUAAAGUGGGCCUGGGCAUCUGCUACGAUAUCAGAUUUGCUGAGCUGGCUCAAAUCUACGGACAGAAAGGUUGCCAGCUGCUGAUAUAUCCAGGGGCUUUUAAUAUGACAACAGGACCAGCUCAUUGGGAAUUGCUACAAAGGGGACGAGCUGUCGAUAAUCAAGUCUACGUAGCUACUGUAUCUCCUGCUAGAGAUGAAAAAGCAUCCUACAUUGCCUGGGGACACAGCACCGUAGUAAAUCCAUGGGGUGAAGUCAUAGCAAAAGCUGGGGCUGAGGAAACAGUUAUCUAUUCAGAUAUCGAUCUGAAGAAACUUGCAGAAAUCCGUCAACAAAUUCCUAUUUUAAGCCAGAAGCGUUAUGAUCUCUAUGGCAUAGAGAUGAAAAAGUGAAGCUGGGUGAACAGGAAAGGUUCUAGUGGCACAGUAGCUGCUGCUUUCCAUCCUCAGGAUUACCUUACUGGUUGCUCCACAGGCUAUGGUGAUAAUUAAUUAGGAACAAAACUUAAUGGUAUAAUUCUAAAAUUGAUUGAAGUACAACUUUAAUUUACCAUAUUAAACAGCUAGGAUAAAGCUGGAGGUGAAAUCAACUAAGUAGCAGUUAAUCUUUUUAGUCAUUACUGUAUUUAGAUACUUUUGUUUUGCUCUUAAGUUUCUGAGGCUUUUUUGUAGGAUGUAAGGAGGUGGGAAUUGUGUUCUCUCUGGAGAUCCUCUGAAGUCAGCUUUAGUAUUAUGAACUUUUCACUGAAUAAUCAGGGGCUCUGCAAGUAUGACUCUUCCACAUCUGUACCUAAACAACUCUGAGUUUCUUAAAUGCCCAACUUCAAACCAGGCAAGCUUAAAGUUUAACACACUAAUCAAAAUAGGCCAAAUUCCACUUGGAACUACUUAAAGAUAAUGUAAGAAGCAGUCAAACAGAAUUGUUAGCAUGCAAGAAUCUGUUAACAGAUCCUGGCUGGAAUAUCUGUAUUACAUUCUUAAUACAAUUCCUGCUUAUUGCUGAAGUGAUGUUACUUUUUGUUAAAGAAGCUCACGUGUCACCACACCUCUGCUCUAUUACUGCUUUCUGAAUGUAAUGUCUGAAUUGGUGUUAGUUUCGCUUUCUUGUGUUCUACUGAAAAGGCUAACGGGAGGCAAUCAAAACGGUUAGAAAAUUUGUUGCCCACCUGUCCACAGUGUCACAGAACGCAGGUACCCGUAUCACUGAACAUCUACAUGCAUUACUGUUACCAAAGGCCAGCUCCCUCCAGCUGCAUGGAUAUGUGCCCCACUGCAUUGCUCUUGCGUAAGAGACCAGCAAACUGGUUAAAGGUGGCUUUAAAGAACUUAAAGGCAGUCUUGCAUUUUGUAAGAGAUUUCAUCUCAGAAGGAGGUCACCUUAGUGGUUCCAUUUCUAAUGAAAAAGCUAAGUAUUUGCUGAUGGCAAUUUUUUUCCUUAAGUGGGAAGCAAAAAGAAGUAUAUAUGACUAUUCACCCUCUACCUCUGUGCUUUUACUUUUCCACCAACACAAAGGAUGAUCUACAGGCAAAAGGAGAUUUCAGAUUACAGAAGAGGACAGCUGAAAGCUUUUGUCUCGUUCUAUCUAGCCACUUGUGCCCCAAACCAUCUUACCUGUUCCUCCUUCAGCCAUCCUUCUUCUCCCACAGCUAUUCUCUUUUUCUGACGUUCCUUUGACUUCUCUGAAGUUAAUCAGCUGUGUUGUUCAGAGGCCCCAGCCACCUAUAGGGAAAUUAAUGGUUACAUUAAGUUAAACCCUAAGAAGUCUUUCCCCUAAAAGGCAGGUCCCAUCAUUCCAUUCAGUGGCAUUAUCUAUUCCAGCAGCCUUCUGUGCCUG